UUAGAGCUCCAGACUCCGAACUCCGGAACCGGUUCGCGCGGUUAAUGUACGAAUCAUCUACAUACAAGUGCAGUCGGUAACCCGUCUCAUAGGGGUUGAAGGUUGAAGGUUGAAGGCGCUAACGAGCCUAAUCUAAAAGGAGCAAAACAAAAAAAAAACAUAAGAAGUAAGAAGAAGAAGACAAAUGACACAUGCUAAGGUGCAUGAGUUCUGAUGAGCUCGGAUCGACGAGUAACCGGAGUAACGACAUUCGAGUAACAACAUGAGUGAAGAAGUUAAAGAUUUCUCGCACUUGAAACUGAAUUCUUGGCUCCUCGCUCAAUGCGAGUCCAUGGGUUUAAAAAAGCCAACGCCGAUUCAGCAGAAUUGCAUUCCUCAAAUACUGACGGGCAAAGAUUGCAUAGGCUGCGCCAAGACCGGUAGUGGCAAAACUCUAGCAUUUGCCCUGCCUGUUUUGCAAAAAUUAUGCGAGGAUCCGUAUGGUAUAUUUGCUCUUGUGUUAACGCCAACGAGGGAACUAGCUUUUCAGAUUGCUGAUCAGUUUGCUGCUAUUGGCAAGGCUAUCAACCUGAAAAAAUGUGUGAUUGUUGGUGGCAUGGAUAUGGUGGCACAAGGAUUGGAAUUGUCGAAACAGCCACAUAUAGUUGUAGCUACACCGGGUCGACUAGCAGAUCAUUUGGACAGUUGCGAUACGUUCUCCCUGCAGAAGAUCAAAUUUUUAGUGGUGGAUGAGGCUGAUAGACUGCUCGGUGGCCAUUUCGAUGAACAGCUUAAGAAAAUUUUUGCUGCCUUACCCAAGCAGAAACAAGUAUUGUUCUUCAGCGCUACAAUGACAGACGCUCUUGGCAAAGUGCAGCAAAUAGCUUCUGAUAAGGUUUUUACAUGGCAAGAGGAAGAUGACGCUGGUAUUGCCACAGUAAAGGAAUUGGAUCAACGUUACGUGUUGUGUCCUAAGGAUGUGCUCGAUUCGUAUCUGAUAGAAGUAAUUAGGACAUUUCGCGCCACCGAUAAAAAUGGUUCCAUCAUGAUAUUCACGGAUACUUGCCGACAGUGUCAAUUAUUAUCAAUGACGUUGAAUGAUGUUGGAUUUACGAACGUGGCUCUUCACGGGAUGAUUAAGCAAAACGAACGUUUAGCAGCGCUAAACAAGUUCAAGUCAAACCACGUACAGAUAUUAAUUGCUACCAAUGUCGCGGCGAGAGGCCUCGAUAUUCCCACGGUGGAAUUAGUCAUUAAUCAUACAAUACCGAAUGUACCGAAGGAAUACAUUCAUAGAGUCGGUAGAACAGCUCGCGCAGGUAAAAACGGUAUGGCGAUAAGCUUGGUAACUCCACACGAUAUCAAAUUAUUGCACGCGAUCGAAGAUGCCAUAGGUACUAAAUUAACGGAAUACAAAGUAGACGACAAGGAAAUCGUUACGAUCUUGACGCAAAUAUCGGUGGCAAAACGGGAAGCGGAAAUCAAAUUGGAUGAAACUGAUUUUUACGAAAAGAAAAAGAUCUAUAAACAAAAAAAGUUAAUCUUAGAAGAAUUAGGAGGAGGCCAACCUCCGGAUGAGGUGAUAGAUGACUGGAAGGAGGAGAGAAAGAAACGUAGAAAGGAGAAGAGAAAAGAGCGAAGAAACGAAAAUUUUAAGUUUCUUGAGACACAGCGGUUUGUGUUAAAACACACACAACCUAAUAUAUAAUAUAUGUAAUAAAAGACACCAAAUGUACAACAUACUUUAUGCCUGUUUGUAUAACUUGUGAUACAAUAAUAAGUAAUACUAGUGUUAUCUUUUUACCACAGUUGUAUUAAUUCAUUAAAGAAGAAAAAAAAGUAAAAA
Molecule: messenger RNA, 1825 nt
Organism: Temnothorax curvispinosus
Lineage: Eukaryota; Metazoa; Arthropoda; Insecta; Hymenoptera; Formicidae
Gene: Dbp45A
Product: probable ATP-dependent RNA helicase DDX49
Exons: 7
Coding region: 263-1687 (474 amino acids)
Molecular function (GO): nucleic acid binding; RNA helicase activity; ATP binding
Source: RefSeq, a predicted model, not a curated record